AUGAAUGUUCUUGUGUAUAAUGGACCAGGAGCGUCUCCAGACUCUGUUAAACAUACACUCGUGUCGUUGAGACGCUUAUUGGAGCCAUUUUACGCCGUUAGCACCGUUAAUGCCAAAAUCCUAAAAACGGAACCCUGGGCAGGCAAGACAUCGGCAGUGGUCUUCCCCGGCGGUGCUGAUCUGCCAUACACCAAGGAAUGUGCUUCCGUUAUGCCACAGAUCAAAAAAUUUGUUUCCAAGCAGGGUGGGUCGUUCAUUGGCUUCUGUGCAGGUGGAUAUUUCGCCACAGAUCGGGUUGAAUUCGCACUUCGAGACCCCCAGCUCGAGGUUGUCGGUACUAGGGACUUGAAGUUUUUUCCUGGGGUUGGCAGAGGCCCAGCGUUCCACGGCUUCAAGUAUAACAGCGAGGCAGGAGCCCGUGCAGCUAAUCUGAAGAUUCCCAACGGUGAGGAAUUCAAAACUUAUUAUAAUGGUGGGUGUGUUUUCGCAGAUGCAGAGAAAUUUGAUAAUGUUGAGGUUCUCGCACGCUACUCUGAACCGUUGGACGUUCCGUUUUCGCAAAAUGGUGAAGGAUUGGGUGCAGCCGUAGUUUUAUGUCAUGUUGGCAAAGGAAAAGCGCUCUUAACAGGCCCACAUCCCGAAUAUGUUCCAAUUUUACUGCAAAAAAUGCACGAUCGUGAUUACAACUCCUCGGUGGCUGAUGUCCUGAUGGAACAUGAGACCAGCAGGCUGAAGUUCAUGAAAGAUAUGCUAACUAAGCUAGGUUUACACUGCAACAAUGAUUUUGCAGAAAGAACAGCGCCCAGUCUAACUCCACUACUCGUGGUGUCUCCCAACAAGACACAAUUACUUGGAGAGCUCGAGAAAAACCUGGCAGAGAGCGAUGCGGUUGUUGAGAAUGAUGUCACCAUCCUAAAAGGGGAAACCGACACAUUUCGCAUUUACAGAGGCUUUGACAGAUACGGCGUUGCAAGCCGUGAAUUGCUUGAUCGAGAGCCGGACGAGGUUGUAAAAACUAUUAUACUCUCUUCGGCUGAAGAGCCCAACGCUCCACCUGGCCUCACUCCAAAUUUUGACACUGAAAAAUACUUCCAGCAUUUGAACCCAUCGACAUCGGUGGGGUCGUUGUUGAUGUAUGGCGAGAUCAUAACUUCGUCAAGUGCGUUGCUGAACAACAACAAAAAGCUUUUGAGUCUUUUUCCCGCCACGUCGACUCUGCAUGUAGGCACAAUUCAGGUUUCGGGCCGUGGGCGUGGUGGAAAUGUGUGGAUUAAUCCCAAAGGCGUUUCUGCCUCCACAGCGUGCGUCAAUCUUCCUUUGAAAUCACCAACAACUGGUCGGCCAAUAUCUAUAGUCUUUGUCCAGUACCUCGCGAUGCUAGCGUACUGCAAAGCUAUCUUGGGAUAUGCAUCAGGUUUUGAAGACCUACCGGUAAAAAUAAAAUGGCCAAACGACUUGUACGCAAUGAAACCAGACUACUACCGCUCCAAAAAUACUAAGUUGACUGGCAAGGGUAUGGAAGGAAGCAAGGUACCGUUAAGUGAGCUAGAGCCAGCUUACGCCAAGAUAUCGGGUCUGCUAGUGAACACGAACUUCAUUAAUAACCAAUAUUCUUUGCUACUUGGCUGUGGUUUGAAUGUAUCGCACGAUGGACCAACCACCUCGCUCAAUUCGUGGGUCAAGAUUUUAAAUCAAGAGCGGGAGAGUUCUCACAUGCCUUUACUACCUGAAGUCGAGGUAGAAAAAUUACAAGCACUGUACAUGAACAACUUGGACCUGCUAAUCAAAGAAUUCAUCAACUAUGGGGUUGACCGCAUGCUACCUGAAUAUUACAAGCUAUGGCUGCACACAGACCAAAUUGUGACUCUCACCGACCAUCAAAAUAUCCGUGCCCAAUUGGUGGGCAUUACGAAGGAUUACGGGCUGCUCAUCGCUAAAGAAUUAGCCUCCGGUUCCAAUACGCAGUUUACCGGUAACGUAUACCAUUUGCAGCCUGAUGGAAACACAUUUGACAUUUUUAAGGGCUUAAUAUCCAAGAAAGUUAUUUGA
Messenger RNA from Lachancea meyersii CBS 8951, 2049 nucleotides. The record is from the annotation of a GenBank genome assembly. NCBI's taxonomy places the organism in Eukaryota, Fungi, Ascomycota, Saccharomycetes, Saccharomycetales, Saccharomycetaceae.